AUGGCUGCUAUUUUCGAGCUGAAAGGCUCAAUUGUGGUCCAUCCCACCCCAGGAUUUGUGGUGAAAACCAAAAUUGUUGAAGGAAAAGGGGAUCAUCUUUAUUCCACCAAAGUGUUCAUCAACGUCUGCCAUGACUCAAAGGUACCACGUCCACCAACGGAUUUCGAUCCUGCUGUGACGUUUCCAAUGAUUGUAGACAAUCAGUGGGAAAUACCUGUGAUUGUAUCUCUAGAAAAGAAGAGCACUGACAAGAAAGGUGUACCUUCGUUUGUAUAUGAUUGUUGUAUGAACAGUGAGUGUUUUCAAUGGGUCCAAAUUAAUAAGGACUUGAAGCUUAUAGCCGUGGAAUGGUGUAUUGAGGCGAUAGAGCUCAUGCACGAAUUGGUGCUUGAACGGGAAUAUUCUGUGCCUAAGAUGCUCCAGAAAGGAGAAUUGUCGAACACCGAGAUCUCCAGCGAAGAGAUGACCAAUGGACUACAGAAACGAAUUCAUGAUCUCAAGCAGAACGAAACAUUGGGACUAAUACAGGCGCUUGAGCCAUUGGAUUCCGAAGAAGAUACGGAAUUGCCAGAUUUGAUGAAUAUUGGAGGCUCUAGACUGAAACCACUAAUAGAAGAGAUCGAAGAAAUGUCCAUUGAAGACAGGCGAGCCAAAGAGCCAUUGGUGAAGGAAGUAAAAGAAGAAAACAGAGUCACGAAGCUGGAAUUGGGGCUGGAAGUCGAGCAUUUGGAGGCAAGUCUGACGAAACUAAUACCUGGAACUGAGGAAAAUGAGUCGGCUUUGACGGAGACGGCCACUACGAGGAAUUUGAAACAAAAGAAUUCGGAGGUCAAGCCGUACGUAUUCUCCAUCACUCUGCACACAAGAAACAACGACCACUAUAUCAAGUUUGAAUCUGCUCAACUCAAUGAUAUGGUGGAAGUAUCCUUUCAUGAGAGUUUCAUUCGAAUCACCAAUCUUGACCCAAAGUUACUCUUGACACAGGAUAAUCAUUUGGACAUUGCACUUCCUUCCAAUGCAACACCUUAUAAGUGUUUCAUUGUGAAGAAAGAUCUCUAUGUGUUUUGUCAUGUGAGGGAGUCAUUAUAA
This is a messenger RNA of Sungouiella intermedia, 1089 nucleotides long. Lineage: Eukaryota; Fungi; Ascomycota; Pichiomycetes; Serinales; Metschnikowiaceae. The record is from the annotation of a GenBank genome assembly.